This is a messenger RNA of Ilex paraguariensis (yerba mate), 720 nucleotides long. Lineage: Eukaryota; Viridiplantae; Streptophyta; Magnoliopsida; Aquifoliales; Aquifoliaceae. The record is from the annotation of a GenBank genome assembly.
AUGGGAAAUUGUAUUCAGAAGUGUCUUCAACAACCCGACGAACCAGUUGGCAUUGCUCAACCUCCCACAGGGCUCAAUGAGAUCGAAAUUUCUCAUCCCCAGAAAGUUUCUAAACCUCUUCGAGACAAGAAUUUAUCUUCUUUACAUACAAAGAAAGGUGGAGUCUAUGAGAUCCGCUUCUCCAAUCAAGGGAAAUCUUCUAAACCACUUGGGAAGACAUCUUCAUCAAUCUCUUUAAACACACGGGAUGAAAGAAUCAAUGGAAUUCAAAUCUCUCAUCCUGGGGAAACUUCAAAACCAGUACUGCAGGAGAGAAAUUCGUUGGUUCCUUCAAAUACCAAGAAAGGAGUCAAUGAGAUUCAAAUUUCUCAUUCUGGACCAGCUUCUUUGAAUAUACGAAAAGAUGAGAGAUAUGGCACUUAUGAUUCCUUGAAGAUGAGCAUGAAAGCUGAUCAGGUGCUUCAGUCCUAUAAGCUCAACUUCUUUUGCUAUAAUACUCUGAAGAUUGCCACCCAGAGAUUUAGUGAAAAGAAUCUACUAGCCCAAGGUGGCUGCGGUGAGAAUGAACUAAAUUUUUUGAGCAGAUUUAACCAUCCAAAUCUGGUGAAGCUCGUAGGAUACUAUUCCGACAUUAAGCAUAAAUGUUUAGUGUAUGAGUACAUGCCUAAGGGAAACUUGGAAACCAAUCUUUUGAAAGGUCAUAAGCACCAACAGCAUUAG